This is a messenger RNA of Galleria mellonella (greater wax moth), 4975 nucleotides long. Its product is annotated as zinc finger TRAF-type-containing protein 1 homolog. The transcript is spliced from 7 exons. The record is from RefSeq and is a predicted model, not a curated record. Bases 149 to 1387 code for a protein of 412 amino acids. Lineage: Eukaryota; Metazoa; Arthropoda; Insecta; Lepidoptera; Pyralidae. Gene Ontology annotation, cellular component: nucleus.
AGGAGGGGAGGUCUUUUUCGUCGUUUCUUUUGUUUGUCGAUGCGGGUUUGUUUGUGAUAUUUUGUUCUGUUCAAUUGUAUAGGUGUAGUCUGUUUUUUUCGCGUGUUUUGAUAAAUAUUAUACAUUUUAAUUAAUCGUUUUAUUCACAAUGGCCGAAGCACCAGAUAAUAGUGAACCAGUGCCGUCGUCUAGUGAAAGUGUAAUUAUUUGUAAUCCACCACAAGACGAUGAGCCAAUGCCCAAAAAACGCAGAAUCUCUGAGAAAGAGUCCGACAAGCUCGAACACAGGCUCGGGGGCAUUCUGUGCUGCGCAGUUUGCUUGGACUUGCCCCAGGCAGCCGUGUAUCAGUGUAGCAAUGGGCACCUCAUGUGUGCCCCGUGCUUUACACACUUGCUCGCGGAUGCCCGGCUGCGCGACGAGUCCGCCACGUGCCCCAACUGUCGCGUCGAGAUAUCCAAGACCUCUGCCUCCAGAAACUUGGCAGUUGAGAAAACUGUAUCUGAACUGCCCUCUGAGUGCAAGUAUUGCACUCGAGUUUUCCCCAGACACUCACUGCAGCACCAUGAAGAUAGUGCAUGUGAAGAGCGGCAAUACAAGUUCGCGCAAAUCGUAGUGAACUGUGGCGCGAAGCCCCGAUACAUGGAUAGUUUGGUUCGCAUUGUGUCGAGCGUGUACGCGCUGCUGGUGGGCGCGUUGCGAAGGUCCCACCUCGUGUCCGAGGAGCCGCGGCCGCCGGCCAAGCGCCGUAGGUACCGCAGUGUUGCGGUGCGUGUGUGCGGCAGGCUGACGGGCUGCCGGUACGCGUGCAUCGGGUGCGGGUGGCGCGGGCCGGCGCACGAGGCGGCGGCGCACGAGGCGGCGUGCGCGGCGCCGCGCCGCUCGGCCGCCGACGUGGUGCCGCUGCUGGCCGAGCACGAGCGCCGCGCCGCCGCCGCGCUCGCCGUGCACCGCCAGCUGCUCGACCUGCUCUCCUGCGAACAGAUCACCAUCAACGACCUGCAGCUGAAGCCGUACCGCACGGAGGAGUUCGUGCACAAGCUGUACUACGAGACAUCAAGGUUCAACGCGUUCAACCUGCAGUGGGUGGUGAAGGCGUUCGUGAACAAGAACCAGCGCGACCCCACGCAGAGCACGGAGCGUGAGAUCACGUACCAGGUGAUCCUGAAGAGCAAGCCGUCGGUGGCGGUGAGCGUGCAGUGGGUGUGGCUGCGCGGCCCGUACGGCGAGGCGCGCGUGGAGCCGCGGCUGGCCGCGCACGCCUUCCACGAGGCCGAGCCCGACGCGCCGCCGCUGCCGCUGCCGCUGGCCGACCCCGGCGACGCCAACCGCCUGCUCGCCAACAAGGCCAUCCACCUCAGACUGACCAUGUUUUUGACAUCGAAGUGAUGUGCCGAUGACACGACGCCGGCUUUAGACUCGCCCAACUGGUCUGCCGAUCUCUGCAUCCCCUCAUGUAACCAAAGACGAAUGCGUUGUAUCCUUGUGUAACGUAUGCUACGCCACGCUCGCACUCGUACCAAGUGAAAUCUGUUUAUAAUUAUAUUACAUUUAAUAUGAUUAGAUAAAUAAAUAAAAUAAAUAAUAAAUUAUUCGUACGGUCACGGCAUACAAUGGGCCACCCAUCCAGGAAGUGGAGAAAAAACCGAACAAACAAACAUACUCAAGUAUUCUGCAUCAAAAUAGAUAUUAAAUUAUAAUAACUAAUUGAACACACCAUGUGAUAAAGUGGAAUAUACUAAUAUGCAUUUUUUAUAUACAUACAUACAUAUCUGUCACGCCUGUCUCCCAUUAGGGUAGGCAGAAACAAUGGAACGCCAAAUGCUUCGAUUCAAACAAACCUCUUUCGCUUCUUCCAUAUUCAUCAAUCUUUUCAUACACGCUCGCCGGUUACGGGUACUUUUAAUUUGGCCCUUCUUCAGCACGUCGCCUAUUUGGUCGACAUGCGUCCGUCUAGGGCGGCCCCUACCGACAUCUCCAUUUAUUUUCGUUCAUUCAUUUAUUAUCUCCAUACAUUUCGUGCUCGAUAAAUCUCAUUCGUAAUUCUUCUUUCAUCCAUUCUUUCCAAAUGCUCAAACCAAGGUAACAUCGCUUCUUCCACAUUUAACAAUUUUUUAUACACGCUUCUUUUAUAUAUAUAUAUAUAUAUAUAUAUAUAUAUAUAUAUAUAUAUAUAUAUAUAUAUAUUUGAUUUAUUCUGAUUUAUUUACUCGCUUAAUUAUACAAUUAUUUAUCGAUUAUUGAAAAAUCUGCAUCAUUUUCAUCUUUCCAACUUUGUAAUAGCUUAAAUACACAAAAUGGUUUUUAAAUAAGUAAUUUACACAUACACAUUUCCUAUAUGCGACACUAUGUCGUGAACACUCUAUUUACACCAUGUACAAAAUGUACAUUUACAUAUUUGUCGUUCGUCGCGGUUUUGCUCGCGUGGAACAUAUUUAUUUCGUGGCGGAAUUCCGAUCAUCAAAUAUCAAAACAUCUUGAGAGUGUUCAUUUACGUUUUUGAGGAUUUUCCUUGAUUUUUCAUAUUUCGUAUUGUUCGUUGCUUAACAGUCGGUGUUGGGAGUAAUUCUAGAUAUCUUUACGCCAAACCUCUUGCGAGAUAAGCAGGGAGAAUAGAUUUUUCCCUAAGAAGAUAUUACAUAAUCUCAUUCAUAACGUGACGCUGCUAUAUACUUAGUUGUUGAUUUCGCUAGGAUCGUUGCGAGCGUGGCCUUGCGUGUUCACCAAACAUCAAAACACCAAUAUUUCCCCAUGGUAAUAUGUAUUUUAUUUUUCGACGUGCCCUGUAUAAAUAUUUCAGGCUAAAUUUAUACAACAACCCCAUUAAGAAAUGUAAUGUAAUGCGAUCUCUUGUCAAAUUUGACGAGUAUUUUUUAUUGCUGAAUUAUGUUAAUUGAAAACUUCAUUCCAGUCAUUGUGCACAGAUCGUGUUUGUAUUAAUAUUAAUAGAAUAAAUUUUUGAAUAAUAAAAAUUGGACAGGAAAUUUGGAUGUUAUGAUUCUUAGUAAACUGUUUUACAGAACAAGGUGUCAUUUUGCGGAAGUCCAAAUCACUAGUUGACUAUAAUUAUUUUGUUUAAUUCCGCUACCAAUUCUUAGCGAGUUUAAAAAUUACUGUUUGUUCAAAUAAACGACAAGAACAACUUAAAAAUGUAGAAAUCUUAAGCUGGCGACUGACUUGUUUAUUUGGAUGUAGUAAUAUGUUACAACGUGCGAGUAGUUGGUACAGCUCAGAACUAGAGAUAGACCUAAACUUUUAUCGUAAUUUACUCAUUGUAAUACGAGUGUGUAGAUUACGAUGCCUAUAUUUUUAAGACCGUCUCUUAGACGAUUGUCAAACGAAUGCAUCGAUACAUUCGUUAUCGUUAUGGUAUGCAUGAGAUAGAACGAGACAGCGACAUAUAAUUUUUUCUCACGUGAGCGUUAACGAGAACGUAUUUAUUUAUCUAUUGAUUUGUUCAUCAUAUGUCCAAAGGGUCUGGUAUUUUAGGCUCGGUUUGUACUAUGUUACUCGAAUAUUCACAUUGUAAUGUUACAUUACGUUCAAUCGGCACAGGUCAGGCGCCAGCUUUACGAAUAUUUCGUCGCAGUCGUAGAAUACUGACGGAUCUUCAUAUGUAAUAUUUGUCAGAUCCGUCAGUAUUCUACGACUAUGACGAUAUAUACGGAAUUCCAAAUAAGUGUUCGAGAUUAUUGUUGAGUACAAAUUAAUAUUGAUUUUGAGACGGCGAUUGUAAAUAUUGUAAUAUGGAGUGUCGUCUCGCUGAAAUGUAUUUGUCCUGUGUGACGUGUGUAACACGCUUUCUGUCGCUCUCUUUAAUUAUUGUACAUUUAAAAAUUAAAAGUUUGAUUCGAAAGAGAGAAAAAGAAACUCCCUGUUAGUUUGUUGAUGAUUAAUUAAUGUUGAUCUAAACUGAAAUUUCCUAGAUAUUAUAUGGAAUGUUUAAACGAACUUCCUGGUGCAAUGGUGCAUUGCUUUGUGUAAAUGACGGUCCAAUUCGAUUCCCAGUCGGGUCAAUUUCUGGUCUCUUCUAGUAGCAUUCUGGUUUGAAAAGGAUACUUAUUAUUAGGCUGGAAUUUACUUGAAAGUAGGGUGAAGGAGGGGUGGGGAUUGAACCCGGGCGCGGUGAAACAUCCAGUAUAUUAAUCUUUAUUAAUAUUAUAAACGUGAACGUGUUUGUUUAUUUGUUACACAGCGCUUUAACGGCUCGACCAGUUUACUUUUUAUACUGCUCAGUGAACAUAUCCCGGUCACACGAAUGAAGUCGCGGGUAAAAACUAGUUUUUUUUUUAUGGGUGAAAAUGGUAUGGUAACCCCGCCUGCGCUAACGGGAUACGCUGGCGGAGCACCAGUGAAGGGUGAUAGAUGAGAAUGAAAGCAGGCCAGUUAGCACAUCAUGAUGAAUUCAUCAGGAAUUAACUAUGAUAGUUUCCAGGGAGAACCGCCAGGAGUUUGCUAGCAAUGGGAUUCUCCGUCUCCAUUACUAACAAUCCCUUUCCCCUCCGGUAAAAACUAGUUAUAACUUUAGGUCUCAUUCCUUCACAAUUUUGUCGCAUUAAAAUGUCCUCAAAGAUAGUCGCAUAAGAAACUGUUUGUUAUUGCCACAGUGCUAAGCACCCAUCCUGAACCGUAUUAGAUAAAACAACUUUCUAAAUUGACUUCGAUCGAGAAUUAAACAUCACACCCCAUUUACCUGUUACCACUACUGCUAGUCUACCGCUGCACCACGAGGGUCGUCAAUUUUAAAAUGUAUGUUUUAAUGUAAUUAAUUGUGUGUAUGAACGUGUGAUUAUAUAACUUUAUUAGUUUUACGAAUUAACGACGCCAGAGUGUUUUAGAUCAAAAAAUGAUAUAAUAAUAUUUUAAAUGACAACACCGUGCGGCCAGGUGUGCUAUGAAUUAGUAGAAUUUUUAUCAUAUUUGUUAACCUUUAUUUUGGAAUUCGAUAAUAAAUAAUGAAUUAAGUUAUUGACUUGA